Messenger RNA from Daucus carota subsp. sativus, 545 nucleotides. RefSeq lists its product as uncharacterized. The transcript is spliced from 4 exons. The coding region runs from base 141 to 311 and encodes 56 amino acids. The record is from RefSeq and is a predicted model, not a curated record. Lineage: Eukaryota; Viridiplantae; Streptophyta; Magnoliopsida; Apiales; Apiaceae.
AUUUUUAUUUUUUUAUUUUUUGUCCGGAAGGGAAAAAAGAAUUAAAAUGACACAUGAAUGGCAAAGAGCCGGCUUCUGAUAAACUCACACUACUACAGAUUUAAAUCAUUUGGUUUCAAACUCGGAACUUUCAAAGAGAGAUGAACUGGGUUCAGCGCAAAAUCUAUCUUUACAACGUUACCUUCGGGCUCUACAUGUUAGAUUGGUGGGAGCGUUGUCUUUUUAAUACUAUUGUGCUUGUGCUCAUGUGGUUCAUGUGUUACAAUGGGAUUCGCUUCUUCUCUCAGCUCGGCAGCAGGUAUUUAUGGUGAAUCUACUACGCGCUUGGCCUGGAUGCUGAAGAUGCUUAUAGUGCCAAAGCUACUUGUGCUUGUGAUGUCUCAGUUUUAGACUAUUCAAUCUUUUCUUACAUACAAGCUUAAAAUCAAGUUAACUUAACCAUCAUUGUAUCUAUUUUGAAGAGUGAUUUGCUACAUAGUAUAUCGAAUUUCUAGGUAUUGUUUAAUGUUUUCUAUUUGAUAUAUUUUUACUUUUCUUCGUUUCCA